UGUAUUAUAGGGCUGUUGUUUUUUUUUUCUCUUUUAGGAUGGGACCUGUUGAGGACAUGAAGACAGGAAACCAAACGGUCACUACUCACUUCUUACUUUUGGGGUUUUCCUUCCAUGGCAAGAUGCAGCUCCUAUUUUUCACACUGAUUUCCACCAUGUCCCUGGCCAUCUUGAUAGGGAACUCUCUAACUGUUGUGAUCGCAGCCGUUGACCCUGUCCUACACGCUCCCAUGUACUACUUCCUCAGGAAUCUUGCCUUGACAGAGAUCUGCUAGCUGAGAAUUGUCCCCAAGAUGCUCAUGAUUCUGCUGGUGGAGGGAAAAAUUAUUUCCUUCACAGCUUGCGCCUUGCAGCUCAACUGUGUUAUUCUUUUUGUUAUGUGUUUUCUCUUAGGUGCAAUGGUUUAUGACUGGCAAGUAGCAAUAUGCCAUCGACUGCAUUAUGCCACCAUGAUGAACAGGGAUCGCUGCUUCAAGAUGGCUUUUGGGUCUUGGCUGUCUGGUGUCCCUGUGACUCUGGGCUUCACCACCUGGUUAUUUACCCUGCCCUUCUGAGGGAGAAACACAGUCGACCAUUUCUUUUGUGAUGUUUCUCCUGUGUUAAAGCUGGUGUAUGCAGGCACAGCCCUGUUUGAGCUACUGAUUUUUAUUGCUAUUGUCAUAAUAGUGAUGAUUCCCUUUUCUCUGAUAGCCAGCUCUUAUCUUUGUGUUAUCCAUGCUGUUCUUCAGAUACCCUCGUCUGUGGGCCAGAGGAGAGCCUUUUCCACCUGUGCAGCUCACCUGGUGGUAGUCACUCUUUUUCACAGCACAACUGGCAUCAUUCACCUGCCGCCCAAGUCCGGCUUCUCAUCCAACAUGAAGAAAAUGGUUUCCCUGUUUUACACAGUUGUCACCCUCAUGCUCAACCCCAUCAUCUACAGCUUGAGGAAUCAGGAAGUCAAGCAAAGCUUGAGGAGAUGCAUGACAAAUGGUUAUUUAAGAAGCAGGAGACAGAUUCCUUGUAGCUGCAUGGAACGGAAGUGUUUCCAUAGUUAA
Molecule: messenger RNA, 1034 nt
Organism: Pezoporus occidentalis (night parrot)
Lineage: Eukaryota; Metazoa; Chordata; Aves; Psittaciformes; Psittacidae
Product: olfactory receptor 10A7-like
Biological process (GO): G protein-coupled receptor signaling pathway
Cellular component (GO): membrane
Molecular function (GO): G protein-coupled receptor activity; olfactory receptor activity
Source: RefSeq, a predicted model, not a curated record